GCUGAAACUUGUUUUAUAAGAUCGAUUCUACCAAGUGUGAGGAGGACGCCUCCCGCUUCUUUUUCGGUUUUCAGUCAAAUAUCGCGCCAGCGCCAAACCCCUCAUUCUCUCUUUUCAAAACCAGAUCUGUUGGUGUUGCCCUAGAAUCUUCAAGCUUCACGCGUUCUAAGCUUUCGGCCUCGGACAGUCAUACGGUACGGAUGUUCGGAAGAGUGAGACCACCAUCUUCGUCUCCAGACACCUUAGGAAGUCCUCCUUCCAAGAUCCUUAAAAAUGACCCGCUCUCCGUAUACGAGUCUACACUUAUGAAGCUUAAAAUGGGUUCUCAGCGUGACAUAAGUCCACAACCCGAGACUGUGGUAGAUCUGGAUAUUAAUGGUGCUUCUGCCAGUGUUUCUGAAUGUUCUUUCAGUUCAUCUUCAGAAGAUACAAUGAAGACACAGGGAGAUUGCUCUUCUGCAUGCCUAUUGAAGUGUUCUUUACAUGUCUCACAGAGCGAGGAGGUGAUCAUGAUGGAUACAGAUUGCUCUUCUGAAAGUUUUCCAUCGAGUUCUAGCUCUAGUGAUUGUCAAUCUACAGACGGCACCAACAGACGGAACAGAAAUAUGUCAGUUAUUUACAUGUUCUCAAAAUUUAAGAAUGCUCAGCAUGCACUCAACUUAUCGCCUGAACCAAUGGCGCUAGAGACGACUGAAGGUUCUUCUACAAGUCUUGCUUCACGUUUUGCUGACUUGAGGAGCACCCAGGAGCAGCCUGAACAGGAAUAGAGAAAAUGCUGAUAAGUGGGUAGUGCGCAGUUUAAGAGUGCGCUUGUGGGAGGAGGCGUAGGAUAAGAAUCGACUUCUCUCUGUUGAAGAGCAAACAGCUGAUGACGCUGAAACAAGAGAGGCACUCGCUCUUCCAGACACGCCUACAGCUUCCAUCUCCCUCCCUCUCUCUCUACCCGUCCCUCUCUCCACAGGUCAGUGACUAAAAAAGUUUCUUUCAUAGUGAAGUUACACACAAAUAUCCCUUCAUGUUUCUGCCCUAUUGAUUCUGUUUUGUUUGUUUGCACGCUCCUUUAUUAAUUAUUAUUUUGGGUUC
Messenger RNA from Tripterygium wilfordii, 1083 nucleotides. RefSeq lists its product as uncharacterized. The record is from RefSeq and is a predicted model, not a curated record. The coding region runs from base 201 to 767 and encodes 188 amino acids. NCBI's taxonomy places the organism in Eukaryota, Viridiplantae, Streptophyta, Magnoliopsida, Celastrales, Celastraceae. The transcript has 2 exons.